Messenger RNA from Maniola jurtina (meadow brown), 3282 nucleotides. RefSeq names its product apoptosis-resistant E3 ubiquitin protein ligase 1. Lineage: Eukaryota; Metazoa; Arthropoda; Insecta; Lepidoptera; Nymphalidae. The record is from RefSeq and is a predicted model, not a curated record. The transcript has 17 exons. Gene Ontology annotation, biological process: protein polyubiquitination; negative regulation of apoptotic process; positive regulation of protein catabolic process. Gene Ontology annotation, molecular function: ubiquitin-protein transferase activity. Bases 357 to 3131 code for a protein of 924 amino acids.
GACGUCCCCUGACGUCAGUUUACCUCCCACCACCCUUAAAACGAAACGAGGGUGGAGGGAGUUAAACCACCCACCCUAUACCCGCCGCGUUCAGCUCAGUCGCGCCGCAGACACCGAUCCGCGCGCACGUCCGAACUUCAUGCAUAUCCUUACACAUCACUGAAUAUGACAGCAUUUCCUUAUCAUGUGAUAAAAACUUUACCUCUUCUCUGUAUUCAUGUAAUUUUAAUCUAAAAACCUUUGGAAUUACUUUUUCAUCCAAAUUCCUGUUACAAAAGUGAUCGAGAUUCGCCAUAGUCGUUGAUUGCGGUUUUCCUUUAAUACUUUCGCUAGCGGUAAAACUUUCUGGUUCAAACAUGUGGCAAUUCGAGGAUUCCGAGAUUUGCUCCAUAGGGAUGAUACAUCCGUCUCACAGUCGCCACUCCGGGCUAUCGCUUUUGUCAGGAAUGUCAACUUUCUCAGGUAUAUCCACGCUGUCCGGUUGCGGGUCGCCGGAAAACAUGGAGCGGCUGCCGGAGCUGCCGGCGGCGGAGGAGCGGCGGCUGCGGCGCGCGGCGCACGUGCUGCAGCAGCGCCUGGUGCUGCGCCAGUGGCUGGCCACGCACAAGCUGCAGCACGCGUACUCCAAAUUACUUAGUCUGGAUGUCUCCUCCCUAGAAGAUGUGUACUGGCUGGAGGACUCGACGGCGCGCCACGUCAUCGACCCCAAGGACUUCAACGCGUGGUCGGCGGCGCGCCAGAGCCUGCCCACGGGCAAGGAGGCGCUGCAGACCCUCAAGUCUGAUUUGUGGAGCGCUGUCGUUAAGAGCAGCAAGCAUCAGGAUGCUUGGACUUGGGGCGGCAUGCUGGUGGUGUCGAUCUCGGUGUGCGGGCUGGUGACGCUGGCCGCCAUGACGCAGCCGUCGCUGGCGCCCGAGGCCAAGCACUCGCUGCUGCAGUACGUCACGGGGAAAUACCUGCACCCGCCGAGCUGUAAGGUAGAAUGGGGCUGGGAGGAGCCACAACCAGUGGGCGAGACGAUGUGCUUCACGGUGCACUGCUUCCAGCGCAAUGGUCAGCCCUACCCUAUCUGUGAUACUGAUGAGCUAGUCGUUCAUAUCUCGCACGGGACGAGGAAGAUAACGGCAGUAGUGGAGCUGGGGUCGGGCGACCCCGCCAAGGCGAACACGGCGCGCGUCAAGUUCACUGUCCGAACCGCGGGGGUUUAUAUUAUCAAUAUUUUGAUCGGAGGGCAGGCGGGCGCAGGAGGUCCGUUCCGCAAGUGGUUCGCGGCGGGGCGCGUGGAGGCGCGGCGCUCGCGCGUGGGGCGCGCGCUGGCGGCGCUCGUGUGCACGGCUCAGCACGCGCGCCGCCUGCACGUGCACCCCAGGGACAGGUUCGACAACCCGGCGCCGCUCGCACAUCCCGCCAACGAGGGUUUCACAAUAGAGAUCAGUCCAAUCGGGGAGUCCGUGGACCCUGCCCUGUCGUCGGCGGCGAGUUUCGAGUACGACGCCGUGAACCAGCGCGUCAGUGUGGCGCUAUGCUUCCCCAAAGCGGGCGUUUACCGCGCCGCUAUAUACUACGACCAGGUCCUGCUUCAUAAUGGGGAGUUUGACUGCAUCGUUCUAACGGCCAGCGACACGGCUACGGUACAGAGACAGCUGAGCGCGCGCCGCGGCGCCGCGUUCGAGGCGCGGCUGGUGGCGCCGCGCGCGCGCCGCGUGCUGUGCUGCUUGAGCGCCAAGCAGCUGCUGCUGAAAGACUACAUACUGCGGUUCAUACCCAAGCGGAUCACCUCCUUCCGACUCUGCCCUUCCACCAAAUUAAUCCUCAGCCCUAGGCCGGAGGGCACGGGGCCGGCGGGCGAGCUGACCCUGGACGACGGCGUGCAGCCCCCUGUGCAGCUGUGGAGUGCGGAGAGAGACUUGUUGGCGGCCACCUUCACACAGCUGCUCAUCGCCAACUGCGGCGGGGAAGAUAGUUUUAAGAACAAACAAGACUUCUUCUACAGUGAGGUUAGAAAGGCCCACUGGCGUCACCCGCACGAGAAGCUGGCGCUGCGAGUGGCGCGCGCGGAGCUGGUGCGCUCCAGCCUCAAGGCCACCAAGCACUUUGCCAUCGCGGACUGGUGCAAGAACUUCGACGUUUGCUUCCAGGGCGAGCAAGGGGUGGACUGGGGCGGGGUGCGGCGCGAGUGGUUCUCGCUGCUGUGCGCGCAGCUCUUCGACGCUAAGGGCGGGCUGUUCGUGUCGUGCCACGACUCGCCCGCCGGCCUCGUGCAUCCCAACCCCGACCGCCCGCCACAUCUCAAGUUAAAACAUUUUGAGUUCGCGGGCAAGGUAGUGGGCAAGUGCCUGUAUGAGAGCGCUCUGGGCGGCGCCUACAGACAGCUGGUGCGGGCCAGGCUCGCGAGAUCCUUCCUCGCGCAGAUCAUCGGCCUCAGAGUACACUAUAAGUAUUUCGAACAAGACGACCCCGAGCUGUACCUGUCCAAGAUCAAAUACAUUCUGGAAACGGACCUGGACUCCUCCGACUCUCUGCCAGAGAUCUACUUCGCGGACGACGUGUACGACUCCUCAGGGAAACUUGUCGAGACCAAGGAUCUGGUUCCCAACGGCUCUACGAUACGGGUCCGCAACGACAGCAAGCUGAAGUACCUGGACGCGUUGGCGCAGUGGCGGCUGGCGGCGCGGUGGCGCGCGGAGACGGACGCGUUCCUGCGCGGCCUGACGCUGCUCGUGCCCGACAACUUGCUGGCCAUAUUUGACGAGAACGAGCUAGAGUUGCUGAUGUGCGGCACGGAAGAGGUGUGCGUGUCGGACUGGCGCGCGCACGCCCUGGUGUCGGGGUCGGGGCGCGAUUGGGAGCGACGGCUGGGUUGGCUGUGGGCGGCCAUCGCCAACCUCAGUGCUGAGGAGCGAGCGAGGCUGCUGCAGUUCACCACGGGAUGCUCGCAACUGCCGCCUGGCGGGUUCGCGGAGCUGAACCCGCGCUUCCAGAUCACGGCGGCGCCCACGUUCGGCGCGCUGCCCACCGCGCACACCUGCUUCAACCAGCUCUGUCUGCCCGACUACGACUCCUACGAGCACCUCGUGCGGGCGCUGCUCUGGGCCAUCAACGAGGGAGGCGAGGGCUUCGGCAUGAUAUAGAACCGUACACUGACAGUGUCAUAUAAACAAACUCAGACGCUCAGUUAACUGACAGGGAACACUGUAAGGCUGUGGUUAAACGACGCAAAAAAACUUUUGCGGCCGCCGCGUGGUCUUUAAUGUCGAGUAUAAACUCUAUUUACUAGGCAAC